Messenger RNA from Onychostoma macrolepis, 3053 nucleotides. RefSeq names its product tweety homolog 2, like (gene ttyh2l). The transcript is spliced from 16 exons. Gene Ontology annotation, molecular function: intracellularly calcium-gated chloride channel activity; volume-sensitive chloride channel activity. Gene Ontology annotation, cellular component: plasma membrane. The record is from RefSeq and is a predicted model, not a curated record. Lineage: Eukaryota; Metazoa; Chordata; Actinopteri; Cypriniformes; Cyprinidae. Bases 274 to 1848 code for a protein of 524 amino acids.
CGCAGGAGAGGCGCGUGGAGCCAGUCAGUGUCAGGGGCUUUGAGGGGUCACAGCUGAUCACUCUGCAUGCACUUACACACUCAACUCUUGUGUUAUGCAUUCUUUUAAGCGAAAAGAGCCAGGGGAAAUACUUUUGCGCUGUGUUUCCCUGUCUGGUCAUCGUGUCACAACCACUGGUGGCGGAUCUUCUUUGUGUUUGGUGUUUUAGAGUGAACGGUGAGGAUUAUCGGAGCGCUCCAGAAAUCAGCGGCGUUUUUGAGUUUCACGUCCGGGAUGGCCUCAUCGCGCCAGGACUACAUUGCACCAUGGUGGACCUACUGGCUGCACAAUUUCCCUCAUCUUAAUUUUAAUUUCCAGACGGUUGAUAACACUUUUAAACCGGAGGACGCCAGCUAUCAGCAGUCUCUGAUCUUCCUGGCCUGUGUGUCUGCGUUGGGUCUGGGUUUGAGUCUGCUGGUGCUGUCCGCAUAUCUGACCUGCCUGUGCUGCUGUCGAAAGGAAGAGGAUGAGGAAGUCAAAAGGCCCGACACCUGCUGUGUCACAUGGGUUGCUGUUAUCACCGGUUUGGUCAUAUGUUCAGCGGUGGGCGUGGGUUUCUAUGGAAACAGCGAAACCAAUGAUGGCGUUUACCAGUUGACUUACUCCAUUUAUAAUGCCAAUCACACACUGGGUGGCAUUGGCAGUCUGGUUGGAAACUCAUUGGGUAGUAUGCAGGUCGGGCUGAAAGAACACCUGGAGCGGUUGGAUGAGAUAUUUUCUCCACGGGGAGACUACACCCAAACCUUACGCUUCAUGCAGCAGAUGGCCAACAACAUUAUCCAGCAGCUGACAGCCAUGCCAGACACAAGGAAGGUGCAAGUGGAUUUGGCAGCCAUCGCAGAUAAAACUUCAUUCAUAGAGUACUACAGAUGGUUAACAUACCUGCUGCUUCUGAUUUUGGACCUGGUCAUCUGUCUCAUAGCAUGUCUGGGAUUGGCAAAGCAGUCUCGAUGGAUGCUUGCAGUUAUUAUGGUAUGUGGUGUACUGACCCUGAUCAUGAGUUGGGCGUCAUUAGGAGCGGGCACAGCCACAGCUGUGGGCACCAGUGACUUUUGUGUCUCUCCUGACAAGUUCAUUGUCAAUCAAACCAAAGACUCCUUAAGUGCGGAUAUAGUGCACUAUUACCUAUACUGCAGCCAGAGUCUUCCCAAUCCGUUCCAGCAGUCUGUGACCAUCUUCCAGAGGUCUCUGACCACCAUGCAGAUACAGGUGCAAGGUUUGCUGCAGUUUUCUGUUGCUGUGUUUCCCACCGCAGAGAAAGAUCUUCUAGGAAUUCAGCGGAUCUUGAACUCUUCAGAGUUCAAUUUGCACCAGCUUACCGCCUUGCUGGACUGCCGUAGUCUGCAUAAAGACUAUCUGGAGGCUCUGCUGGGCGUUUGCUAUGACGGUGUGGAGGGGCUCCUGUAUCUGUGCCUGUUCUCUCUGCUGGCAGCCUGUGCCUUCUGUACCCUGCUGUGUGCUGUCCCACGUGCCUGGACCCUCAUCACCAUCAGGGACAGGGAUUAUGAUGAUAUCGAUGAAGAGGACCCCUUUAACCCGUCGAGACGCAUCACGCCGUAUAACCCCAGCCGAGCUCAAGUUCACAGUUUCUGCAGCUACAGCAGCAGCAUGGGCAGCCAGACGAGUCUGCAUCCUCCACUGCAGGCCACAUCCAGCACACCAGAGUACAUGAACCAGUCCAUGCUAUUUGAAAGAAAUCCUCGCUAUGAAAACGUCCCAUUGAUUGGGAGUGGUUCACCACCACCAUCGUUAUAUCCUCAGACAUUUAGAAACAUACAUGGGCAGAAACUAAUCACAUGCUCACAGUAACUCCUCCAUCUUGCUGACACCCACAGUGCUUGCGAGUCCUCCUGGCAAUAUUCACCCAGCAUGAGGACCACCUACCUGUCUAUGACUGAUGCCCAAAUAAGACACUUCGGGACAGACUUCCAGAUUUAGUUUUCCUGGUUCCUCGUCCUCAAGAGGUCUACAGCGCCAUGAGAUGCGUUCCUUUAAUAGGCGAUCUCUCAUCUCAUCUCAUCUCAAAGGAGGACACCUGUGGAUGUUAAAGCACAAAUAUUUAGUGCAUCAAAGGGAGUUCUCAAAGACUGCAUGCCAUCCAAGUCUCAUCUAGAAAGGCAAAGGAUACCUCAGAGGUUUAUGGGUGAGCUCUGACUAUGUAAAUAUUCACUUAUUCUCCUCAGGGGUGAGGAGAAUAAAUUGUUUUCUGUGAUAGCAACAAACUGGAUCAGCCUGGUGUUCGAGAUUCAGGUUUUGAUUAGCACUUCAGCUUAGGGCAUGCAAAUUGUGAUUAAUAGCUAAAGCAAAUGAUAAUGAAAAAAUAAUGGUUGCUUUUUACCACACAAAGGCCUUGAGCUCGAUUAUGAGCCUUUAAUUAAUAUACUCUGACUUUUGUACUGAAUGAGAGAAAUGAUCAAUUGGACGGGCUUCUGUGAGGGUCUGCUGUGAUAAACAUGCUUUGCAAGAGGAACAAGGUGUUUUGUUGGUGCCACUCUUUAAAUAUAGAUGUAUGUAAUCUAGAAGACAUAUGUCUGCUAUUCAUUUCAGACUGUAUUUAUGAGCCUCACGGCACAGAACAAAGAUAAAUAUUAAUCAUAUUCUGCAAUGGUAGAUAUGGGGAUGAACAAUUUGAAAAUCACAGACAGACUAGUUGUUUGAUUUGUUCAAGCUUCUUAAAGUAUCUUUGUGUGUAUGCCUGUGUAUUCAAACUAGAUCAAAGCUCACAAAGCCUAUUUUUCUAGUUUAAGCGCUUUUGUGUGUUUACACUGACGUACUGUAUAGACCUGGCCAUUUCUGAAGAAAUUAUUAUUGAGGUUCACAAUACCGCUGUUCGGACAGGCAGCUGUUUAUUAUCCCAGUGAAUGAAAAAUAAUAAAAUUAGAUUAGAUUAUACAUGUUGAAUUCUACCGCUAUUAUUGUCUUUAUUUGUCAUAACAUUUCAAAAGUGCUGUUUUUUUAUUAUUAUUGUUAACGUAAUACGUUUUUGUGACAUUUGAUUCAAUAAAUAAUUUUUA